GAAGGUGGCUUCAAGUUUGUACCGAGGCGCCUUUCCUCAUUUUCUAAGCGUUCUUAGAUUUUUUUUGAACGACCCAUCCUCCAAAUACUUCCGGGUCAUCUAGCUCGGCUAGGAUACUAUAGAAAAAGAAAGUUCCCAAGCAAGAGGCUCAUCAUGUUCGGUGCUUCUUCUGGUACAGUGUAGUGCACACGGUGUGCAGGAAGUGAACUCUGAACCUUCAUUUCAACGGACUUCGUGUCAGUCCGAGACUACUCCUUACCCGUAUCAGUCAUUUUGUCCACCAGUUUUCCACACAAAUCUCACUUACCACCGACAAUGGCUGAUAAAACAAGCUUUGUGGAUACCAUCGUUCAUCUGGAUGUUAAGGAUUAUUAUGGAAAAAAGUUGCAGAAGACCUCAGAUCUGAAGAGUAAUGCCUGUGUUGCUCCAGCCCAGCCCUACCCAAAAUUCAUCCUCCAUGCUCUGAGGAAAGUUCAUCCUGAUGUGACUGACAGAUACUAUGGCUGUGGUCUGGUGGUGCCAGAAUGUUUGGAGGACUGCAGGAUUCUGGACUUGGGCUGCGGGAGUGGCAGAGACUGCUACAUGCUGAGUCAGUUGGUGGGAAAGGCUGGCAAUGUUACUGGCAUCGACAUGACUGAGGAUCAGCUUGAAGUGGCCAGGAAACAUGUGGACUUUCACAUGAAGGAGUUUGGCUACAAGAAGCCCAAUGUGACUUUUGUCCAGGGCUACAUCGAGGCCUUAACGGAGGCGGGUCUGGAAAAGAACUCUUUUGAUGUCAUCAUCUCCAACUGUGUGGUGAAUCUUUCUCCAGACAAGAAGCGAGUCCUGUCUGAAGCCUACAGUGUGCUCAAGGAUGGUGGUGAAUUUUACUUCAGUGAUAUCUACAGCAAUGGAAGACUAACUGGGGAAAUUAAAAACCACAAAAUCCUGUGGGGGGAGUGUUUAGGUGGCGCACUGUGGUACAAAGAUCUGCUGCAACUAGCCGAGGAAGUAGGAUUCAGUCCACCAAGGCUUGUUACUGCCAGCAUUGUCACUGUUGAUAACAAAGAACUGCAAGCCAUUCUGGGCAACUUCAAGUUUGUCUCUGCCACAUACCGUCUGUUUAAGGUCCCAAAAGGCAGCCCAAAGCCCUGUAAAGUAAUUUAUAAUGGAAACAUUACAGGGGCAGAGGGCUCCCUCCACUUUGACUGUCAGUACACCUUCAAGGCAGAUCAAGUGGUGGAUGUAGAUGGUGAAUUAGCUGCCAUCCUGACCCAUUCCAGAUUUGCACAGGACUUCACUUUCCAGCCACCAGGAGGCUCCUGUGAACCUUGUGGAGUCAAACCAGAGGCACGUUGUGAGGAUCCUUUCCAGCUUGCUGUGCAGUUGCCAAAACAGGGUCCAGGUUCAACCACAGGGGGGUGCUGCAAUACAAAGUCUGCAACCUGCUGCAAGUAAUUGUUGGAUGAGUUCAGCAACCCAGCAUCAUAAUGUCAGCACUUGGUAGACUGGACAUCAGUGUUUCUCAACUGUUGUCACCCUGGGACCCGCAUUUUCUUAAAAACUGUUGAAAAAAAAAAUGCCUAUGUAAAGAAAAUGUCAUACUUUAAAAACAUAACUACAUGUUCAAAAGUACCAUACAGAGACCCUUGAAAAGAAACUGGAUGAACAUGACAACUAAAUGUACAAUGAAUAAAACAAAGAAUUUCACUUAAA
Molecule: messenger RNA, 1695 nt
Organism: Phycodurus eques (leafy seadragon)
Lineage: Eukaryota; Metazoa; Chordata; Actinopteri; Syngnathiformes; Syngnathidae
Product: arsenite methyltransferase-like
Exons: 11
Coding region: 316-1437 (373 amino acids)
Biological process (GO): arsonoacetate metabolic process; toxin metabolic process
Cellular component (GO): cytosol
Molecular function (GO): arsenite methyltransferase activity
Source: RefSeq, a predicted model, not a curated record